Molecule: messenger RNA, 1164 nt
Organism: Protopolystoma xenopodis
Lineage: Eukaryota; Metazoa; Platyhelminthes; Monogenea; Polystomatidea; Polystomatidae
Source: the annotation of a GenBank genome assembly
AUGAGCCAUGACGAUGAGACUGAUCGAGCUGCACUUGCUCAGGCUUCCAUCACCAAGCUAGCUGAUGCUCUUUCUCAGGUUCCACGUGAAGUGGCCAAGGCAUGGUACUCUAUGAUCUCCCAAGUCAGUGUCAAUGGACUCCACAAAUUUUGUCGGACUGUUGAUUUGUCAACAGCAUCUGCUGCCCCAGCUUCCCUCAUGAAUAUGCCUCGUGAUGGCUCUCCCAAUGCUGACACAGGCACUGAUGGUUAUACGAAUGAGGCAUCGCCAGUGCUUUCACAGCAUCAUCGCAUCUGCGAGGCUUGCAAAUCUUGUCACCUUCCUAAAGAUUUGCCUUCCGACUUACGUCUCCAACUGGCUGUGCUUUACGGACCCGACUACGCUUCGCGCAUCCUAGAUAGUGGGGUAUGCUGUAUUCGAGUAGACGAGUCUCAUCCGUUACUAGCUGAUAUCGUCGGUUGCGAAUCAGCUAACUCUGUCGAUGCUGCUGUUGGCCAGGAGGUCUCUUGUGUCUCUGUUAGUGGGAGCCCACAUGGCUCUCGGCUAGACGGUGCUGCACAAUCAGGUCAUACAGAUGAAAUACUCACUGCUGAACAAUACGCAGAUGCACCCUUGUUAAGUCCAAUGCCUGGUUCUUGCCUCUCACACUCGUCAGUCGAAGCCUCUUCGCUUUUGGCUCCUAUCUUGGAGCCAGCUGCGCCAUUUGAACAAGCCUCGCCAGGUUUAGCCACUUGUAGCUCCACAGCUCUACAUUCAAAUUCCGCCUCCUAUUCUCCUCCACUACGAAUUUCUCGUUCAUCUGGCAGUUGUAGAUCGGGCCCAAAGCGCUCGACUAGCGUAGCUGAACGAGUUUCUGAGGAAGUUAUACCAAUUCGAUCUUCCCUGGAGCCUGUUCUUCCUAAAUCUACUCCACCCAAUCAGUUCUCUUCUGCUCAUGCAGAUGUUGAGCCUUAUGAAUCAGUUGCUGCCAUAGAAACGCAAACUUUAACAUCAGCUCUACGUUUAUCGAAGGAAUUAGCUUGUACAAAGAAGACGGAAGCUGCCUCACUUCCGAGGUCUUCGCAUAUUUCUCGCUUAAAUGCAAAUCUUGAUCAUGGAGCCUCGUCUACGGCCAUUAUUAACCCUCCCCAUCAUAUCGCCGAAAUUACUCACUCACUUGCAAAG